UUUUUUGCAUUAUUGUCUCUGUGUGUCGUUCAUAUUGAUAUCAGCGCCGACCGUGAUAAUUUUGUGAAUUUUCUAAUAUUAUUUUUUUUUUUAUAUAUUUUUUGGCAUGUGGAUUGUGGUUCCUAUAGAUGCCCCCUGUAUACUGAAAACAAAAGCAAUAUUAUGGUUCUGGUGUUUAUUGCUGAUUUUAUUUAUUGACUGGUUGAAUAAAUAAAAAAAAAUGACGACAAACGCAACGACAAUUAAGUUGGAGGAGAAUCAAGAGUCUGUUACAGAAAUACAAAGUUAUAUUCAAACAUUUAAAGAAAUUGAAGGAGCUCAAGGUGAACAACUUCAUCAUGUUCUUGAACCAGUUGAAGGUAUAACAGGAGGUGAAGAAGGUGGUUCAUAUUUUGUCGAUGAAACAGGACAAUAUUAUUAUCAAUCAAAUUCUGAUGAUCCACCAGUUAUGACACAAGUACAAAUUGAAGAAAUUGAUGAAGUUGAUGAAAAUCAACAAGGACAAUAUGAAGUUGUUGAAGAAUUAGAAAAUCUUGGUACAGUUAAUAAUGAUGGAAAAUUAGAAAUGAAUGGAAAUGGUGAUUCAAAUUCUGGCUAUCAAUCAGUAACAAUUGUACCAAAUGAAGGAAAUUCAAAUGAAGUAUCAUAUAUUGUUGUUGUUAAACCAAAUCCAGAUGAUGAAACAAUUGAAAAUCAAGAUAAUCCAGAUAAUGAAGAUAAUCAAGAUUUAACAGUUUAUGAUUUUGAAGAUAAUGAUGGUGAAGGUAAUAAUGAUGAAGAAGUUGAUGGUGAUAAAACAAAAGUUGUUAAAUAUACACCAAAAAAAACACAAGCAGUAUCACAUAUGUGUAAUUAUUGUAAUUAUACAAGUCCAAAAAGAUAUUUAUUAUCACGUCAUAUGAAAUCACAUUCUGAAGAAAGACCACAUAAAUGUAGUGUUUGUGAAAGAGGUUUUAAAACAUUAGCAUCAUUACAAAAUCAUAUUAAUACACAUACUGGUACUAAACCACAUAGAUGUAAAUAUUGUAACAGUGCAUUUACAACAUCAGGUGAACUUGUUAGACAUGUUAGAUAUCGUCAUACACAUGAAAAACCACAUAAAUGUACAGAAUGUGAUUAUGCAUCUGUUGAAUUAUCAAAAUUAAAAAGACACAUUAGAUGUCAUACUGGUGAACGUCCAUAUCAAUGUCCACAUUGUACAUAUGCAAGUCCAGAUACAUUUAAACUUAAACGUCAUUUACGUAUUCAUACUGGUGAAAAACCAUACGGAUGUGAUAUUUGUAAAGCAAGAUUUACACAAUCAAAUAGUUUAAAAGCUCAUAAACUUGUUCACAAUAUUGGUGAUAAGCCAAUAUUUCAAUGUGAAUUAUGUCCAACAACAUGUGGACGUAAAACAGAUCUUAGAAUUCAUGUACAAAAACUUCAUACAUCAGAUAAACCAUUAAAAUGUAAACGUUGUGGUAAAACAUUUCCUGAUAGAUACAGUUUUAAGUUACAUAAUAAAACUCAUGAAGGUGAAAAAUGUUUUAAAUGUGAAUUGUGUCCAUAUGCAUCAAUAUCAGCAAGACAUUUAGAAAGUCAUAUGUUAAUACAUACUGAUCAAAAACCAUAUCAAUGUGAUCAUUGUUAUCAAUCAUUUAGACAAAAACAAUUAUUAAAAAGACAUUGUAAUUUAUAUCAUAAUCCAACAUAUACACCACCAGCACCACAAGAAAAAACUCAUCAAUGUCCAGAAUGUGAACGUUCAUUUAGACAUAAAGGUAAUUUAAUAAGACACAUGGCUGUACAUGAUCCAGAAUCAUCAUUACAAGAAAAAAAUAAAGCAUUAAAAAUUGGUAGACAAAAGAAAAUUCAAAUUAUUGAUGGACAAAGAGUUGAAGUUAUGACUGGUUACGAGGAUGAAGAGGAAGAGGAAGAAGAAGAAGAAGAAGAUGAAGAUGAAAUGAUGGCUGUUGAAGGAAGUGAUGGACAACAGUAUGUUGUACUUGAAGUUAUUCAGCUUGCUGAUAAUCAAGGAACACAACAAAUGGCUGUUGAUGGUGAAUUUAUGAUGCAAGAUCCAUUGAGCGAAGAACAUGCAACAAUACUUGGGGAUAUUGAAGAAGAAGAAGAGGAAGAAGAAGAAUUAGAAUUAGAAGGAGAACAAGUGGAAGAUAUUAAAUACGUACUUGAAGAAAGUAAAACAACUAAAAAUGAAGAAAAUUCAAAACAUCGUGAAGAUGUUGAAACUUGUUUUGGUUUUGAUGGGGAAGAAGAUGAGGAAAAUGAAGAUGAAUAAUUUAAAUUUAAAUUCAAUAUUGUAAUUCUGA
Aphidius gifuensis is the source of this 2309-nucleotide messenger RNA. RefSeq names its product transcriptional repressor CTCF-like. The transcript has 7 exons. Gene Ontology annotation, cellular component: nucleus. Gene Ontology annotation, molecular function: DNA-binding transcription activator activity, RNA polymerase II-specific; RNA polymerase II cis-regulatory region sequence-specific DNA binding. The coding region runs from base 221 to 2278 and encodes 685 amino acids. Gene Ontology annotation, biological process: regulation of transcription by RNA polymerase II. The record is from RefSeq and is a predicted model, not a curated record. Lineage: Eukaryota; Metazoa; Arthropoda; Insecta; Hymenoptera; Braconidae.